AUAGGUUGACAGAGUACAUGCUCGCACCGAGGCUAUAAAGAAGUCAGGCUUGAAGAGGCGGAAAAAAAAAGAACAAGUAAACCUGGAUUUGCGGUCUCAUCGGCAUCCGGUGAGGGAUAUGAAGAAGACAGAUAAGAACAUGGAAAUGAACUGUAAGGGUUUGAAAGGACGACAGGGGAAAUUUGUUGUCCUCAUCUUUUAUCUCCAGAUGUUGUUCAGCCCCGUGGCCGAAGCAAUUCAUCCGGACUGCGCCAUCAUCUCCCAGCACCUGAGGGCUCGUGAGAUAUGUAGCCAGACGAGGAGGAGCGAGGCGCAAAACCAAACCGACCACAGCGGAUGUAAAACAGAAUGGGAUGAGAUCGGGUGCUGGCUGCGAGCUGAGGUUGGGCAGGUGGUCAAUUUGUCCUGCUCUGAAGUCUUCCAGCAUUUCUCCAGCAAUCAAGGGUAUGUUUACAGGAACUGUACUGCUGACGGUUGGUCGGAAAUGUAUCCACCCUAUGAGGAGGCCUGCGCGUUCAGCGAUGACAGCGAGCCUGAGUCCGAGACGAGUUACCUUUAUACCUUCAGACAGGUUUACACCGUAGGCUACGCCACGUCACUCAUCUCCCUCAUUACAGCCAUCGUGGUGUUCGCAGCCUUCAGGAAGUUCCGCUGCACCAGAAACUACAUCCACAUCAACCUGUUCGCCUCCUUCAUCCUGAGAGCCAGUGCCGUCUUCAUUAAAGACACCGUGCUGUUUGCUGAUGAGACCCUGGACCACUGCUCCAUGUCCACGAAAGCGUGCAAGUCAGCCGUGGCUUUCUUCCAGUUCAGCAUCCUGGCCAAUUACUUCUGGCUGCUGGUGGAGGGCAUGUAUCUGCAGACGCUGCUGGCUCUGACCUUCGUCUCACAGAGGAAAUACUUCUGGUGGUAUAUCCUGAUUGGAUGGGGGCUCCCAUCUACAGUUCUCAUACUGUGGGUUUUGACCAGAUUCUUCUAUGAUGACAGAGGUUGCUGGGAUGAUACAGACAAUGUUGGCAUCUGGUGGAUUAUUAAGGGACCAAUAACAGCCUCACUGCUGAUCAACAUAGUCAUCUUCGUCAACGUCAUCCGGAUUCUGGUUGAAAAGCUUAAAUCUUCUGCCAUGACAGGGAACAAUGACACUGGACACUUUAUGAGGCUGGCAAAAUCCACCCUGUUCCUGAUUCCUCUGUUUGGGAUGCACUACACUGUAUUUGCCUUCUUGCCUGAGAACACUGGAGUAGCAGCCAGACUCUACAUCGAGCUGGGACUGGGCUCCUUUCAGGGGUUUGUGGUGGCGCUUCUUUACUGUUUCAUGAAUGGAGAGGUCCAAACAGAGCUGCGGAGGUGGCUGUGGAAGUGCCACAAUCAAAGUCAUCUCACACCAGCUAAGAGAAGCAUCACUCAGAUCACAAUUCGGACUCAUGGGGGGCUCGGGCUGCCUGCUUCUAGUGGCAACAUCUCUUCUGUAUGAUUUCAGAGAUCAUUAAUGAAGAAAAUGUUUCACAAAGGAAAAGGAAGGGGAAAAAUGAAUCAGUCCUUGGAGCUGAACAUGCUGAUGACAUUAAUUCAACAACCCCUCUCUAAGAACAGGUUACCAGAAUGAGCACAGGUGAGUGAGGAGGAAAUGUAUCAGGAUGCAUUAUACUGAUUUCAGAAGCAGUUGUGGCUGCAGUUUAAGGAUGGUACAGCACACAUUUCUCAUUUGAAACACAGCGUGCUCUUUCUUGGACCGUCUCCGAUGGUGGUUGAUUUGUAGGGAUGUCACGGUGCCACAGAGGAAAGAGGAAAACCUGGGGACAGAGCUGGCCCUGAGUUAAUGACUGAGCAAAAAUGUUGUGGAAUCAUAUUUAGCAUUUGCAGACACAUGACGACAAACCUCAGAUGUUAAUUUGUCUGCCAUUUUGAGUGUGUGAGCAUGGUGACAUUGCAGUAAUAAUGCUAAUAAUAAUGCUAAUAGUAAUGCUAAUAAUGAUACUAACAGCAAUGUUAAUAAUAAUAACAGCAACGAUUAUUUUAUUUAAAAAAUGCAGUUACAAAAUUCCUAGUUUGGAUGAAACAGGAUGUAAUGUACAAGUCCAAACACAGGCAAACAUCUUACAGUACAUUCACUCCUGCAUACACACAUUAGAAGAACAAGAACCAAAAAUAAUGGGAAAAGACUAAGGAAAUGUUAUACUAUAAAAAAUUAGGUUUUAACUGUCAUAUAAGACAAACCACAGAUUCAACUGACCUGACAGUAUAUGACAGGGUUACCUCCAGUAGAGAAACAGAACUGGACAGAAGGGGAGUAUGGUGUCACAGUGAAGAAAUGCGUGGAAAAGCAGUUGGUUCUGCAGCAGGAGGAGUGUAGAGAAGCUAAGUGCUUAGCUUGUGUAGUGAUGACAGAUGAGAACUCCAUGGUUAGCUCAUCCUUUUUCUCCAGUUCCUGCUUUACAUGGCGGAGGUCAUCUUUUAACUGUGUGUAUGCUGGCAGGCAGUGUCAAGACACUGUCAUAAUAGUGCUUAACAGCUGUUGAAGGUAGCAGGCACUUAGCAAGCAGGCUGAAAACAAAACAAGGAGCUAGGCUAACACUGACCCCACCUAAUAAAGCCACCAAACCAGGUUUCAGGAAAGGUGUCAAGUUGCAGCGGUGACAGUAACACAGUAGCAAAUUGAUCAAAAGGAAAUCCACCAAAACACAAAAUUCUUGAAAAACUGGCCUAGAGGCCAGUCAAUAACUGCCUGGCAAUUACCAGUUAGAAGGAAAAAAGUUUAUUUCCCAACGAGUUAAAAGUGUUUGCUGGAGGUUAAACAGGCCUAUAGAUAGGUCAGUAACCACCUAGCAACCCCCAGUUUCUAGGGAAAAAUGUGUAUUCCCCAACCUUGUGAUUGCUUUCGCUGCUAGCAUGCUGCUAUGGUCAUCAUUUGAAUGAAAGUGAUUUUUCUACAGACGUUGUCUAGUUAACCCCUUUUUCCAUUAAUACCUACUCGGAUUGACUCACCACGACUCGCCCACGUCUUGACUCGGAUCGACUGGUUUUCCAUUACAACUGAGUACCACCUAAUGUGCAUGGUCAUUGUUAUAGAAACGGGGCGGAGCGUUGAUAAAUACACGGUUAAUGUAUGAAAUGAAUGCUACAACAAAGGUGGACAUCGAAGCAAGAAUAUACCUGCUGUUCAGUCUGUGGCUUUUCAUCAGACUUGGGGACCAUGGCAUUGUUUUUUGUAGCCAUUUCCCCUCGUUACCAGGUUUCAAAAUAAGUGUUUUUGAUUUUCGUGAAUGGGACGCUAUCAUGACUCAUUGAGCGAUGCCCCUGACUAGCCAAUUGGUGGCAUGCAGUCUGACCACGUCACAUUUUAGCAAAAGCUCGGUUCACUAUGAACCCUGGCCAAGCAGGUACUAUGUUAGUACCUGGUCCAGAUACUAUGACCUAAGAGAAGACCCUGAAAACCGUGGUGAACCAUGGCAAGUCGAUUUGAGUAGGUUCUAAUGGAAAAGGGGCUUUUAUCUCAAGUAAAAACUGUGGAAAAAAAGUGGCGACUGUGUGUCUGCAAAGUAUAAGUUGUGCCUUUUAAAAAAUGUGGGCUGCAGUGCUGAAACUCCUUGUUUAGACAUAGAAAUAGACUGUAUUUAUCCCACACUGGGGAAAUUCAUAUUGUACAGCUGUACAAUGGUCAGCAAGAGAAGUGAAUUAGAGACGUAUUAGAGAAAAAAAAAUCUUUGCUUUCAAUUACACACAACAGCCUCCAGGAACCACUAAUGACCAGUUGUCAAGUGAUGGGUGUUUUUCAUCAUUAUGGAAGACAACUUUUGAGCAAUGGGCUCAUGACAUGAGAAACCUCAAUAGAGACAGCUGUGGAAACACUGGAUUUGGGAAAUCACUAACAUAUGUGAAAUAGUUCUGUGCAGCAAGCAGCAGGAGCAGUCUAUGCUGGAAACUUUUGAAGGACCACUCUGGAGUUGUGCGUGCUUGCUCACUUAGCAUUUCACUGACUGAAAUAUAUAUGUUAUGUAUAUCUAUAUAUAAUUUUUUAAAGUACUGAGAUCCAGAGAGUCCAGGACAAGCAUUUUGCAUUGCCAUUAAUUGGUACAUCAUGUCUUAACUUAUUGGUUUGAUGAUGAGCCAUUGGAUUUGUGAAUAUUUAUUUGCUGCUUUCCACAUAUUUAUGGUGUUGUCAGAUGUGAUAAAUCAUGAGCAUUUGAUGUACUAGUUGCACUUAAAGAAAUACCAAAUUAUUAAAAGAGUGCCUGGCAUUUACAUAAUACAAUGUCAUAAAAUGGUUGUGUUUAACAACACUGGGCUGGUUACCCACACUGACAAUGGUCCAAAGUUACAGCACAAUAAAACAUAGCACCUCUUAUUUGUGCAUUCAAGUGCUCCUCAGGUGGUCCAAUUUUUGGAGUUUGGAAGUCAUUUUUCAGAGUUCUGUGUGUUCAUGUGCUUUUACAACAUUUCCUCACCCCAGGGUGUCAAAUUAUGCCUUUCUGUGCCUGGGGUUGCAGAGAUGCACAAGAUGUCUUUUCAGACUUUCUGUGUUGUUGUUCCGACCUCAGGGGACGUUCACGUGAUUUUUCUAGUCAGUAUAUAAAUUUUAUAGUAGGUGUGCACACAAAUACAUAUUGAGAAUUGUACAACCAUUAAGCCUUUGCAUUUGUAAUUAUGUAAUUAUUUUAAGCAGCAGUUUGUUAGAUUUGCUCACCAUAAAGACUGGGAACAGCUUGCUUAAUUAUAUUUCCUAAAGUAAUAGUUCAUCCAGCAUCUCUGAAGUUAAGUUUGGUUUAACUUCAUAUGCUGCAUCUCAGCCCUGCACUUUUUAAGUCUUUAUAUUCAGCAAAGCUGCAGACACAUUAGUGUACAAAAAUAUUUCACUAUACAAGAUCUUUAACACAAAGAUAGUACCAGAUUAACUACACACAAUUGACAUCAGACACUGUAACAGUGUACCCGUGCAUGUAAUGCACAGUAAUAGAUGAACAUUUGUGGUUUUAAAAGUAUUCAGUGUUUACUUUUUCCAUCUAAGAAUAGGAUUUCCUUUCUAUCAGAAUUUUAACCAGGACCUAAGAAAAGCACAUUUUCUCCUUUCCCCAAAUACAAUGUUGGACCUGAAGCCAAACCUCACCUUCCUCAGACCCUCUUUAUUCCUCAGACCUAAAAAUUAUGCCUAUAGGCCCUACUUGCUCGAUUCAUAAUGAAUGUAAAACACUUCCGGUUGUCGCAGCUGAUAUCUCAGUGAUCCUACUGAGCCCAUCUAUCCCCCCUUCUAUUGGCCUAAUAAGUAGAUACAACUUGUAUAAUAAUAUUUUAUUUUAUGUGUAUAUGAAUUAGUAUAAUAUAUGUUAUACAAUAUACACAAGAAGCUAUACUUAAUAAAAUGGGAUGAAACUUUUAUCGAAUAAAAUAAUUUAUAAAUCGUAGGAAAUGUAAAAUAUAGAAAACUGUGAAAUAUAACAUUAAGCUUUGGUGGUUCUCCUCAUGAACUGGUAAUCCAAUGAGGGUAACAGUUUAAUGCUGCUGAGAGCAAACGUUUUAUUUUUUGGCUUUGACUUUUGACUUUUGCUUGAACAAAUUCUGCAGUCAUAAACUGAAAGCCAACUUGUUUUAAAUAAAAUGUUUUUUUAGAUAAAUUAUUUUAAACUCUUUUUUAAAUUACUUUUAAAUCCCGUAUGGAGCAGAGGACCAAAUCUGGUCUUGAACACCUAUGUCCAAAAACCCCUUAGAAUAAUAAUAAUUAACAUUUAUUAACAAGCACCCAGGAUUAUCUGUUAAAUCUAUCGAAGUCGUACAGUUAAUGUUUUAGGAUAGUUUUUCCAAAGUGGACCCCUCAGGUUACUUUAGCGCAGACACCAACAAAGAUUGUUACUCACACUGGGUGCAAUCCCCCGCAAUAAAGUUAUACGUGUAGUGCAAAAAUCCUGUUCCUCUCCACAGUUGUGACUUUCACACCAUGGGUGUGACUGUCAUGGUGAUUUUGGACUCUUAAUGAUUUCUUUGAUCGGUUCUUUUUCCAGGAUGGAGUGAUUGUACAGCAUGCAUCUUUAAUGACUUUAAAAAAAACAAGAACAAGAAGCAAGAAUUAGGCGCACAAGUUUUAAGCUAUUUUGGAUUUUCUCUAAUAUACACAGAGUCAAAAGUACAUAUUCAGGAUCUAAAAUGUCCUUUGACUUGAUAAAGCAAAGACAUAUUAACUUCUCAUCAGUAAUCAUAAUUGACUACAACUGGUAGUUUCUCUUUUUCUUUGUUUGAUUGACCGAUACUCAGAACAAUGGUAAAGUCCAAGGAACAAUGAAGCUCUAAAAAGAAGAACGUUUGAGCCAUUUUUAAACAUCUGCAAAUUCUGAGAUCAUCAGUUCAAACAACUGUACAUAAGUACAAGUUAUUUGUAUGUGUCACCGCUUUGCCAAGAUCUGAUAAGGCAUUCAGGAACAACCCAGGAACCACAAAAGCUCAAGCCUGGAAACUGCUGAAACACCAGCGUCACUGUUCACAGUGGGUCCAGUAUUACAUUGCCUUAGCCUGAUUAGGCGCUGAUCAAGAAAGAAGCCCCUAUUCCAAAAUCGCUGCCUUCAAGCUUGGCUGAAAUUUGCAGUUGCACAUAUAGACAAGCAACUUGUCUUCUGGGGAAAAAGUUUUACGGUCAGAUGGGAUAAAGAUUGAGCUAUUUGGCUCCGACAGCACGAGGUAUGUUUGGAGGAGCAUGGUGGUGGUGCUCUUGGACUGUUAUGCUGUCAGUGAUACUAGUACAUUCAACAAAGUGUUUAGAAUAAUGGAGUGCUACCUCCAUAUUCUUCAACAUCACCUGAGAUCAACAGCCCGAAGCUUGGACGUAAUUGGGUGCUUGGACAAUCAUCCUAAACUUGGAUCUGGUUUUGGAAUGAAUAUAGCAGGCUAACAUUAAGCUUGUGGAAUGACCUUUUUAAAAGCCUUGGCUUCGACCCUGUUGAAAAUUUGUGGACUAUACUUAAAGCCAAGUGAUGCCAGGAAACCAACUAAUUUAAAUGAACUCUACCAAUUCUGUAUUUAAUCAAAUAUUAGUGGCAAUGUAGGUAUACCUUUGAGCUUAUACGUGUACUUUUGACCUUGUGUGGAUAAUUCUUAUUUUUUAAAAGUCAUUAAAGAUGGAUACUGUACAAUCAUUUCAUCCUGGAAAAAGAACAAUUCAAAGAAAUUA
Haplochromis burtoni (Burton's mouthbrooder) is the source of this 7153-nucleotide messenger RNA. Its product is annotated as pituitary adenylate cyclase-activating polypeptide type I receptor-like. The transcript has 13 exons. Gene Ontology annotation, biological process: cell surface receptor signaling pathway; adenylate cyclase-modulating G protein-coupled receptor signaling pathway. Gene Ontology annotation, molecular function: G protein-coupled peptide receptor activity; peptide hormone binding; vasoactive intestinal polypeptide receptor activity. NCBI's taxonomy places the organism in Eukaryota, Metazoa, Chordata, Actinopteri, Cichliformes, Cichlidae. Gene Ontology annotation, cellular component: plasma membrane. The record is from RefSeq and is a predicted model, not a curated record. The coding region runs from base 119 to 1474 and encodes 451 amino acids.